This is a messenger RNA of Caenorhabditis auriculariae, 6717 nucleotides long. The record is from the annotation of a GenBank genome assembly. Lineage: Eukaryota; Metazoa; Nematoda; Chromadorea; Rhabditida; Rhabditidae.
AUGUCGACGCCGGCUCCAGCAAAUGCGGAUCAAGCAGGUAGUUUUGCGUCGGAAAAUUGUCAUUUUUGGCUUUUUAAUGCUUUCCAAACGCUUCUAUGAUUUAAAAAAGCUUGCGAAAGGGGCAUGGGAAAAAGCAGGGAAUUUUUGGCGCGAAAAUUUAAAUUUCUAAAUAUUCUAAGUGCUGGUUGGUGCGUUUUCAAAUGUGUCAGGGAACUGUUAGGAAAGGAUCCUUAUAUUUUUUGGGGCGUUUUUGAUUUUAGAUCAAUUUUCAGUGCGUAGAAUUAAUAGUUUGAUUACAAAAUCCGUUAAAAAGGUGCGAAAUAGAGCGGAACUUUUUGAGAAACAAAUUUUUUAAAGCAUUGGUCUUGCAACGAUCCUAAUUAUACUUUGCGCUCUUACGGCGUGUUUAAAGUUAUUCCGCGAAAUUCAAAAUAAGCGUCAGAGAAAGAAAAAGACUACUAAAUUUUAGAUGGCCAGAGAUAAUUUGGCGGAAAUUACUUUGAACACGGCAUUAAUGUUAGCGAAACAUUCGUAUAAAUGAAAGUUUAUUUUUAAAAAAUGGUUUUUGUGUUUUUCUCGGGGUCUAAUAUGUUUGCAUUGUGCCUAAAAGGUAAUCAAAGGAUUAAUGCAUUGUUUUCUGUGAUAUUCUUUUUUUUCUGGUUCUUAUAGAAUUUCUAACAAAAGUAAUGAACAGCAAACUAAAUGUAGAAGUUUGUAUGUCACACUUUUUUAAAAACUAAUAUAGAGAAGGAACUAGAAAUCAUAAUCAGAGCAAGUAAAAAGUGACUAAUGAGUAUGGAAGUAUCCUUCAGGAUUCAUUUAAUCGUAUAAACCUGAGCGUGUUUUGAGAAUUUUUCGAUUUAUAUUCAUAAGAAAAUAUUUAUUCAGAUCUAAAUAUCGAGUUAAAUGCCUUUUUUGGACUAGAAAAAUGUCACGAACUACAUUUUUAAUCUCUAGUCUGGGACACAAAUCUCUGUCGGUUUUUCCGUGCUUUUUUUAAAACCGAUCGUGAUUUAUCACGUAGUUAUAGAUCUUUCAUUUUCCAGCUACUGAAAAAGACGAUUUUUUUUCGGGGAAAAUAAAUUUUAGGAGAAAAAUCAAAAGCUUCCAUUUUUUGUGGUUUUCUGUUGAUUUAUGGAGGAAAAUCGUGGGUUUUCAUCAGCUUACAUUUAAUUACUAACCCGUACGGCUCACACUAUGAAAAAUGCUUUUUUCCUUCCUCAAAAGCCGCCAUUUUUCAAACGAGAGAAAAAAAUCUCUCCUUUGACAUUUAGCUUUUUUCCCUCGAGACAAUUUCGCGGGUAAAAAAUUGUUUUGAGUUUUCUCUCUUGAUAUCCGUUUUGUCGUUUCGCCAAUUACAUUUGUCCAUGUUUUAACAGCUCAUCUUCGCUUUUUCUUCAGAUUUCUGUCUUUUAUGUCGCUUCACUAACGACGUUCCAUGUUAUUCUUGUUGGAUUUGUAUUUUGAAAAUGUGUUUUUUGCAGCAGAGAAAAGGGUAAUGACGGAAUACAAGUUGGUGGUGGUCGGCGAUGGAGGCGUCGGAAAGUCGGCGCUGACCAUCCAACUCAUUCAGAACCACUUCGUCGAGGAGUACGACCCCACCAUUGAAGACAGUUAUAGGAAACAGGCGAGUUGAGGAGUUUCAGGGUUAUUAAUGAUUAUUUCGGGAUAAACGGUUUAAAAAUGGUCUCUGCGCAUAGAGCAGCACUAGCAGCAGUUUCAGUGCGGAAAUUAAUGUAAUUUUUAUCUGGGGUCUGGAUGAUUUUUGAGGUCUGGGGGGGGAUUUUUUUAAGAAACAUAAAGUUCUUUACGUAAAAAAAUAAAAGAGCCGUCGAAAACUUUUCGACAAUAAAGAUUUGGCAGAAUGAAAGGUCUAACAAGGCUUUUUAUUGUCAAAAAAACAAUUCGCAAUAAUUUUUUUCACGUUUAAAUGAGAUUUUUUUAGACUGAAAUGCUUUGAUCAUGGGUAAAUUUUUAAGCUUUUAUGAGCUUUACAAAUUUUCUUUCAAUCCAGGAAAGUUUGCGUAUUCAAAAAAAGUAUUCCAGAAAAAAAGUUUUUUUAUCAAUUUUUCAGAGAUGUUUUUUUAAAAGUUUUUUUGGAGUCUUUUUUUCUGGUGGCUAUACUUUUUGUCAUCAGUUUGGUGCGAGAGAAUAAAAAAAUGGUUCGAAAAUUUGAUUUUUUUCACUUUUUUUGCUCAUAUCAAAAUUUAAUUGAAGAUAUUUUUCAUAGGCAUUGAGAAGUAAAUUUCAUUAUAAAUUUUUUUCUAAAUUUCGCUUUCAACCUUUUUUUAAUGAUAAUAUGCUGUGGUUUUUUUGAAAUAUGAAAAAAAUUCUCCUUAUCAAAGAUUAAUGUAAGUAUUUCAUAAUGAUGACCAAGUAAUGUUUUUCAGCUUCUGAAAGCUUUUUAACUAGAUAAUUUCACGAUUAGUCAUCCGUUAUUUCUGUAGGAAUUUAAUGAAUCACACUUGCCUUGAUAUUACUAAUAAAGAUAGAUAAAAAGUUGAGGAUGAUUAUUUGUUCAAUUGCGGAGUAAUUCCUAUUAUAAUUUCCGUUUUUUGCAACUAGACAUUCGCCUUGGCAAAAGACGAUUCUUAAAGAAAGUCGAUGAUAAGCGGAACCGGUUUUCUGAAAAGAAAAAAGUGACCGAGAAUCGAGAAAAUGAGCGUUCAAACGCUUAGAUUGCAGUUUUCGUUUUAAUUUGCAGAGAAGACAGAAACAUGUCAAUUUUGAGAAUAUUUUCUGGACAAAAGAUAUUUCACAAUACUUUUAAAGUACUGGUAGUAGAGACGGAGCUGCGAAAAAAAAAAAAAACCUCAAAUACCGAAAUUUCAGUUUGUUCUCACUUGGCGCCAACUUUUCCUGGAAAAUUCCUUGCGCAAACAGUUGUAAUUGUCUCUUUCCAUCUUUUCUUUCACUUUUCUUGGAGUCUAUCGUUUUCGAACUGAUAAGAGAGGGGUUCUUUGCAGUUUUUUGUUAAAUAAUUGUUCGUGCAAUGAACUACAAAACGAAUUGGAAUGAUGUUGGGUUCUUAGAAAUUUAUCUUCUCGGCCGAUAGAACAUGGGGAUAGGAAGAGGAGUUAUUAUAAGCUUUUGGGGGUUGGAAAAUAUUUAGAGUUAAAGAGGUAGUUUUAGUGUAUUCUUCGUUUUUCUGAAAAUAGUCUGAAAAUAAGCUUUUGGAAUGCCAAAGUAGUCCCUAUAGGAGCUAGGAGAAACAACAGUCAUCAUGAGACGGGAAAGUGCCCACUAUAGGGUAAAACUCCCUAUGUCCCUAUAAGGACUGUCCCCUGACUUCUAAAGCUUGAGUGGUCCCUAGUUAGGAAUCUUCGAGGGCCCCUAAGAAUGCCCCUAUAGAGGCCUCUUUGGAGAAAAACGGAAAAGGGCGCACUAUAGGUGUAAAAUUGAAGGGAUCCUUAUAGGGGUUUACGAACUUUUUCCUGGCCACUAAAGGUCAAGUGGCCCCUAGAGGGAAACCUUCAAGGGCCCUUAAGACUGCCUCUAUAUAGAAUUCUUUGCAGUUUCUGGAAGUAAAUUGAGUUUCUAAGCCAGAACCGAAAGAGAUGAAUUUUGGGAAAAUCCUGAGGCGAAAAAAUUUUCCGCCAUUUUCCUGAAAAUAGAGAAAGCCUGAAACUUCUUCGUUUAUUAAAAAAUUCAAAGAGGGAAGAAAAAAUGGGGAGAUUUUUAAGUUCCAAGAAGAUCACAAAAACCAUUUUCCACUUCAUUUUAUUGCAUACGGAAAAACGUUUCCAAAAAUCAUUCCCUGUUUUUUUCCGGGUUUUCCAUCAUCUGCCUCGUUUUCUUGCACUUUUGCCGCGUGACGCACAUUUUCCAACGGGUCGGUCGCGGGCUUUUCCAGCUCGCGAACGACUUUUUGUUGAUCUGAGUCGGAAGGGAUGAGGAAAGGGCACGGAUUUCGCAAGGAUCAGGUGCACUGCGUGAAGGAGGGAAUUAUGAGGGAAGAUUAGGGCUUUUGGGGGGAUUUGGAAUGCCGCACGGAUGUGCGAUACAGUGGAGUUGCAUGGUUAUUUAUAGAUGUAUAUGGGGAAGGUAUUAGAGUACUUUUUAUGAUAUACGUGAUGAAGAGGAGAAUGUUCUUUUUAAAUUAUUCUGGAGGAAAAACUAGAAUUGACGAACUUUGGGAAAUUUCAAGCUUUUAUGGUGAAAAGGUUCACAUAAAAUUGAAAAAGAAGAGUUUACGCACAAAAAUAAUAAUUCAAUCUUUGAAAAAAAAAAUAUACACUACUAACUCUCAUGCUGAGGAGGUUAACUAACCGGGCUGACCCGGGGUCUCGGCGGGUGUACCCGUAGCCCGAAUAAGCACUGUUAUUAGAACUUUUGGCAUGCUUUAUCAAAACUGAACGCCCGUUUCAGCCCAUUUUGGUCCAAGAUUUCCUAUUUCUUCUUGCGCCCGUUUUAGCCCGACUGAGACUCAAAUAGCGUGAAAAGUACGGAUACACCCGUAGAGACACCUGGUCAACAUGAGAGAAGGAACCAACUUUGACAUUAUUUCACUGGGAAAAUUUUUAGAGGUCAUUAUAGAGGCUCGCCAAGGAUUACUUGGAGAGGACUCUAAAAUGGCCACUAAAACCACCUCUUAAGUGGCUACUAUAGUAGUUUCAGUGCGUCUUGUAGUAGCACUUAGACCUCUAUAGUGGCCACUAAUUUUUAAGCCCUGAAGUGGCCACUAAUUUGACUACUACAGUGGCCACUAAAACGGCAAAACCCUAUAGGGGCCACUAAAAAUUUUUAUUUUUUUAACCGUGCAAUGAAUCUUCUACCUUUAUAAAAAAUCUCAGAAAAUAAUGAUAAUUAUUAAUUUUUUUUUUCUCUUUUUAUUCUAGUGACCUUUUUUUCAUUACUCUUAUUUUUCCAGGUGGUGAUCGAUGGCGAAACGUGCCUUCUGGACAUUCUGGACACGGCCGGACAGGAAGAAUACUCCGCCAUGAGGGAUCAGUACAUGAGAACUGGUGAUUUUGAAAAAAAAAAUCCAUUUUAUAGAAUAUUUUCCAGGCGAAGGAUUCCUGUUGGUCUUCGCCGUCAACGAGUCGAAGUCGUUCGAGAACGUGGCCAAUUAUCGCGAACAGAUCCGGAGGGUCAAGGAUAGCGAUGAUGUUGGAUUUUGAAUCGAUUUCAUGGAAAAAAUUGGGAAAUCUUAGAAAAAUAAUUUUCUUGAGUUUUUCCGAUUUUUCCGAUUUUUCGAAAAUUUGUGGUUGAUAUUCUUUGAAGCUUGGAAAUAGAACUGGCUAAAAGCAAAAGUUGUGAAAAUUUAGGUUAGUGGCCACUUUAGGGUUUUGAAAUUGUAGUGGCCACUAUAGUAGUCCAUUUAACUGCCACUCAAGGGGCUAAAAAUUUUUCGUCUCUAUAAAAAUUUACGUGAUACUACUAGGCCGCUGAAAAACUACUAAAGUGGCCGCUUAGACGCAAAUUUUGACAUCUAUAGGUGGUUUUAGUGGCCACUUCAGUGUCCUCUUCAUGAAGUCCUUGAGGAACCCCUUAAGGGGACACCAAAAUUUUUUUUACCGUAAUUUGAACGAAAACCCAGUGUUUAGAGGCCAUUUUAAAGUUGCAAUAAGGAAAAGUUUGUCACAGAUAAAACAGAUUUUGAUUGUUUUUUUUUUCUCUUUUAUAUGAUUUAUAAAAAUUCCUAUAUUAUAAAUUGCGUGUCUUUGUUUUAAAAUAAACUUAUAUUUGUCCAUUCUCAGUAAAUAUACUUUAAUUCAGGUUCCAAUGGUUCUUGUCGGCAACAAGUGUGAUUUGCAAUCGCGCGCCGUGGAUAAUCGUACGGUCAGCGAUACUGCUAAAGGAUACGGUAGAAAAUUCUUUUUUUCUUGAAGUAAAAUGAGAAUUUUUAGGAAUCCCAAGCGUUGAUACGUCGGCGAAAACACGAAUGGGCGUCGAUGACGCUUUUUACACGCUUGUUAGGGAAAUUCGGAAGGUAAAUUUGUUGGUUUUAUCCUGGAAAAACGGGAAAACCCGUAUUUGACGCGAAAAUUUCAUCAAAAAGGAUGGAAAACGUUUGAGAGAUCACUAUAGGGCUUUGAGGCUUUAGUGACCACUAUAGCAUUCGAAUUAAGGAACACUUAAGUGGCUAAAAUGUAGUGGCCUCUCUAGAAAGUACUGCUAAGACACUUACAGCUACUAUGGGGACCACUACGGCGCAAAUUAGCGCCUUCUUUGUGAUUUUAGUGGCCUCUUUAGUGCCCACUCCGAGAAGUCGUUGAGGAACCUCUUAAGUGGCCACUAAAGCUUUUAGUACCUACUUUUUAUUUUGAAAAUGAUGCUUAGGCUUAGGCUGAAAAGAUAGUUUAACUAUGAAUUAGGUAAAAAAAAUAAAAUAAAAGGACGACUCGAUUUUUGCGAGUUUUACUUUCAAUAGUUCUUUCAACUGAAUACUGGGUUUCUUUUGGGACAUAACUCGGAAAAUAAUUUUCUUCCCCUCUCAGGAUGAUUUUGAACUGUUUCAGUGUGUUUGUAAAACCCUUGUGAGAGAGUUUGAAGUCGCAGAAGCCUUUAUUGAAGUCAAAUAGCACGAAAACGUCGUUUCGCAUCGAAAACUUCUUAGAAUCAGACCAUUCGCCUUUAAAAACCCCUAACAAUGACAUUUGAGUCGCUGCGCAGCGAAAUUCUGACACGAGAUGAUGAAAAAAGUGCAUUUUUCAGCACCGCGAACGCCACGAUAACAACCGGCCGCAGAAGAAGAAGAAGUGCUCAAUACUGUAA